GUGAGAACCCAGAUCGUCACACUCUCUCUCCUGACCACAUACGUCUAGGAUGGAGAGAACAUAGAAAAGACAAAAUAAACUCUACACAAGAACCUUUUAAACUCAAAACCAGCAACAGAACGGGG
Molecule: messenger RNA, 125 nt
Organism: Dentiscutata heterogama
Lineage: Eukaryota; Fungi; Glomeromycota; Glomeromycetes; Diversisporales; Gigasporaceae
Source: the annotation of a GenBank genome assembly